AUGCUGAAGCGCAAGGGGCCGGCGCUCGGCCGCUACGCGGUCCUGUCGGACUCCGAGCCCGACGCCCAGUUCCACGGGGAGGACCGCGUCCCGCGGCGCCCGCCGGCCCUCCUGCGCCGAGAGCGCGUGCCCGUCGGUAGCAUCGUUCUUGGGGCGCUGCUGGCGGUGACCGGCGCGGUGCUGCUCGCCGCCGCGCUCCUGCACUACCUGGGCCACUACAAGAGCCCGAAGCCCAAGGCGGAGAUCACGAUGCUCGGCCUCGGGCUCAUGUGCGCAGUUCCGGGGGCGUACGUGCUGCGCGUCGCCUGGGGCGUGCGCCGCGGCCACGACGGGUACUCGUGGUCGGACAUCCCCGGGUACGACGGCUGA
Molecule: messenger RNA, 369 nt
Organism: Pedinophyceae sp. YPF-701
Lineage: Eukaryota; Viridiplantae; Chlorophyta; Pedinophyceae
Source: the annotation of a GenBank genome assembly